CUAAACUCUUUAAGACUACCAACUUAGGGUUGAAGAUAGUAAGUGUGUGGGGGGUAAAGAUAGUAACAGUUAAACCAUUAAAGAUGAGUCCCAUCAAACCUAACAAUAAGUACGUAUCCACGCGGCCCAAAUUAUAUAUCUCGCAAAAAACUGUCAAACGAUGUCGUUAGACGGAAUCUUCCCCGUUUCUGAGAGCUGAGCCACGGUAGAGGAAGUUUCAAAAAUGGUCAAAAUUGCGAAAGCGUGGCACAUGAAGUUUCCGUUACACAGUCCUCUGCUAAUGACAUUCCACACCAUUCCAUCAUCAUCUUUCUCCACGUCCUCCACUAAGCGCGUGGGCACGCACAGCGGAACCUUCCACUGCGACGAAGCCCUCGCUUGCUUCAUGCUCCGCCUUUCCAAACUCUUCUCCGGUGCCGAUAUAGUUAGAACCAGAGACCCGAAGCUUCUCGAAUCGUUGGACGCCGUAGUUGACGUCGGAAGCGCUUACGACCCGAUACGACACCGUUACGACCAUCAUCAAAAGGACUUUUACCAGGUUUUCGGUCCAGGCUUCGCAACUAAGCUCAGUAGCGCCGGACUUGUCUAUAAGCAUUUUGGAUUGGAGAUAAUUGGAAAUGUGCUUUGUCUUGAUGAAGAUCAUCCUCAUGUACACCAGUUAUAUCCAGCUAUAUACAGAAACUUUAUAGAGUCAGUUGAUGCUCUGGAUAAUGGAGUGAAUCAAUAUGAUUUGGACGAAUCUCCGAAAUAUGUAAUCAACACAGGCUUGGGAUCGAGAAUAAAACGGUUGAAUUUGGACUGGACGGAUUCUAAUCAGUCAUCUGAUGCAGAAAAUGAGGCUUUUCAUAGGGCAAUGGCUCUGGCUGGUGGUGAAUUUUUGGAGAAUGUGAAUUAUUAUGCAAAAUCAUGGUUGCCGGCGCGGUCUAUUGUUAUGGAGUGUCUUGCUGCAAGAGAAACUAUUGAUUCCAGUGGGGAGAUUAUGAAACUAAAUCGGUCUUGUCCUUGGAAAUUUCACAUACAUGAGCUCGAGGAGGAAAUGAAAAUAAAUCCUUCCAUCAAAUAUGUUAUUUACCAGGAUGAUAGGAGUGAGAAAUGGAGACUACAGGCAGUAGCAAUUUCACCAGCUAGAUUUGAGAGCAGAAAACCACUACCAUAUCUUUGGAGGGGUUUGGAAAAUGACAGGCUAUCUGAGGUUGCUGGAAUUCCAGGUUGUACUUUUGUGCACAUGAGUGGUUUUAUUGGAGGAAAUCUAAGUUAUGACGGUGCUCUGGCAAUGGCAAAAGCAUCUUUAAGGGCUUAGGAAAUUGCAGGUUAAGCAAAUACCUUUCUCCUCUGCAUGGUUUUUCUUCUUUUGAAUUGGAUUAUGUACGUAAGGAUUAGAUGGCAAUGGAACCAUAAAUGCUUGAUUGCUAAGAUUGUGUUUUAGUUCAAUUGGUAUGCUUUAGUAGUUCCAAAGCAUGUUUCACGUACAUCAGUGGAUUGCAAACUGCUGAUAAGUGAUAAUAUGAUGCUGAUAAAUAGACCCUCUCACGCCAAAGCUAUGGAGGCAAUCUUUAGAAAAUGUAACAGGGCAUUUUUUUCUCAUGCUAAAUUUUUACACCAGUUCAAUGAUUACAUUUCAAUUCAUCCGUUCUGUUCUUUGUAUGCAUUUAUCAGCAUCCUCAUUAUGGUCAAAACUAGGUCCAGGAUUCUCUGCAUGCACAAUGUUAGCAAUGAAUUCACUCCUCUGAAACAGUUGGUAGAUCCUCUUUAAACCACCUGUAAAGCCCACCUUCUAGAUGGAAGACAUUGGCGUAACCAUUUAGGACCAACAAGUAAGCUGCUAUUAGAGACCUGUGAAAUUGCAAAAAAACGGAUCUUUAGUGCAUCAGAUCAAUCAUUUGAAUAUAUGUAUGCUACAUGCAGCUUUCGGCUAUAUCACUUUCUUUGAUCUUACAUCCAUGCAAUCCAAGUUAUUACUGACACCUUCCAUUGUGUAAUUUAGCUGUUGAAUAACUAAUUUGUCUUGUUAUUACUUUAAAUAACUAAUAACUUGGUAGGAUGGCUUACAAUAUAUGAAUGUCAUUUGCCACGUUUUCUUAAUAUUUAAAUGUCUCUGAAUCUGAUGUUGGAUGGAAAGUGCAAACUCAUUCAUGAGUAAAAUUGUAUGCAUGCAAAGUGAAAACAGACCGAUUUCAUAAACUGUUGCCAACCUGUUUUGGACUGUGUAUUACAGCAUAUAUGAGCUAAAUUGAAAAGCAGAACACAGGAAAGGGGGAGAGAUAAUUUAAUACCUAGAUUGUUGACCUUCUGGCAGAUUUUGUGUUGGUUUCAUUGUUCCCCCUGCUGAGCAAGCUACUAUUAUCUUUGCAUUUUUAUCUAAUUUUUCCUCAACAGCUGCCAGCAUGUAUCAAAAAUUUAGUUUUCGAAAACAAGAAAUGCUUGAAUUCAAGAAAUGCACGGUGAGUCAAAUUCAUCUUACACUUGAUAAACUCAGGGUUCUCUUCUGUUCCAGAGAAAAUACCAAAAAAUGCAAAUGCAGCACGUCUGGCAAUGUCCCAGGCUGUCCACUCUUUUAUAAGCCUGUAUAUUUGCACAUUAAUUGCAUCUGCGGGAUGAGCCUGCAGUGAUCAUAGCCAAUUCCAUCAGUUUUUUCUUCUUCUUAGCAUCCCAUAUAUCAGUCACUAUCCACUGAUCAAAAGUAGAAAGAACAAGAGGUGCACAGAAAAAAUGCAACAUGAUUGAACAGGCACAUUGAAGUUGAAAAAAAAGCUUCUAAAACAUGUUUGCUAACCUCCUUGAACUCUGCUUCUGGCCUUACAUCAAGAAUCACAAAUUUAUUUUCUUUCUGAAGGCGCAGAGCUUCCUUUGGUUCCACACUUUUUACCUGCAAUUUUAAAUCAAAUAUAAACAUGCAUGUGAUAUAAACAUAAUCAUAUUUUCUUAGAUUUUACCCACAGACUUGAUGUGUAUGUUAAUCUUAGUUGUAUUGUCAAACUUGUUUGACUACAUAGUUCAUUUCCCCUCUGUAUCUUUGUCCUUGUUUCCAUUACUCUAUAAUCUCUGGCACUUUGUCUCUUUCUCGUUAGCUUGCAGCUCCUUGCUUUUUAUUAGUGAUCUAUGCAAUUAUUCUUAGUUUGAAAUGUAAUUUCAAGCUAUUGUAAUUUCAAGCUAUUGUAUUAUCUUGAAAUUUCAGUGUGCUCAUAAAUAUAAAUGCUAAAGAUGCAAGUGUGCUUAUUUGUGCAUUCAGGAAUGUAAGUGUGACAGAGAAGUGGAGCUUUACCCUUUUCUGCAGCAGUAAUUCUCGCUUAACCUUCCACUCUUCUUCAGCUAUUACCUCCAAAAAAGGAAGUAAAAUUAAGGUUCUAUCACAUCUUCCAAGUGCUAGGACAAUUUAAUCCAGUAAGAGUACAACUCAGAAAGAUACCUGGUGUUUUCGCUUGUUUUGUGGCUGCACUCUGGAUUGUUAGUCCUCUUGCAAUGUUCUGUUGGUGAAAUCUCUGAGAAGUGGGUUUGUAUGAUCUCACUCUUACACACCAUGAAUUAUGAUCACGAGUACCUUCUAUAGAAGGUACCCAGGAUUGUAAAUAUGAUGUGGAUGAAUAUUGUAGAGCAGUUGAUGUAAAAGCCGUCAUGCUUUGAAGCUCAAUUUCAACACAAAUCAGAUAUUUAAGAGUAAAUAGUUAAUUGAAUGGAAGUACUUGGGUUGCGCCUGUUGUCAAGUGAGCUCUAUGGUUUGUUAGUGAGAAAUGUGCAUCGAGUAUUGUGGAUAUUUUGGGCACAAAAUCUGAAUUUGUGGUCGAUGUUUUAGGAAUCUUAUGCUAUUUGGAUA
Molecule: messenger RNA, 3811 nt
Organism: Vicia villosa (hairy vetch)
Lineage: Eukaryota; Viridiplantae; Streptophyta; Magnoliopsida; Fabales; Fabaceae
Exons: 6
Coding region: 224-1300 (358 amino acids)
Cellular component (GO): cytoplasm; nucleus
Source: RefSeq, a predicted model, not a curated record